GCGAGCACAGGUCGUGCUGCAAUUAGUUCAUUCAUUGAAAACUCAGUUGCUCUCCGAGCGGUCGGGUAGAGACUGCUUUCGGCUUUUUUCCUGCUGUUAAGAUCUCCUCUAGAGAGCUGCAACAAUGCCCAAAAGAAAGGUUGAAGGUCAAGGUGAUAUGAGGCAGGAGCCAAAGAGAAGAUCAGCCAGACUGUCUGCUUUGCCUGUGCCCAUUACACCAGAGUUGAAGUCCAAAAGAACAUCAACUCCAAGGAAAAUGAAGACAAAAAAUGAUAUGAUGGAAAAAAACACAGAUGCAAGUGCCAAAGCCAUAGCUGAAACCAAGAAAGAAGUUGUUAAAGAAGAAUACAACAGUGAAACUGCUGAAAAUGGAGAAGCCAACAUUAUAGAGACACCAGCUCCUGAAAAAGAAAUAGAGGAAAUAAAAGAAGAAAAAAUUGAAGAUAUCAAAGAAGAAAGAGGAGAAAAGAAAGAAACAGUGGCAGCAGAAGGAAAAGAAGAUGAAAAAGAAGAUCAGAAAGGAGAUGGAGAAGAUCAAAACAAGGAAGAAGAGAAAGGAGAAGAUGGAAGAGGGAAAGAAUAUGAAAAAGAAGAUGAAGGUGGAAAAGAGGAAGAAGACAAGAAAGACACAGGAGAUGAAAAGGAGGGUGAAGAUGGAAAAGGGAAAGGAGAAGAUGGCAAAGAGGGAGAAGAUGAAAAAGAGAAAGGAGAUGAAAAAGAGAAUGAAAAUGGAAAGGAGAAAGGAGAAGAUGGCAAAGAAUCUGAAGAUGGAAAAGAUAAAGGAGAAGAUGAAAAAAAGGGAGAUGAUAGAAAAGAGAAAGGAGAUGGAAAAGAGAAUGAAGACGGAAAAGAGGAUGAAGAUGGAAAGGGGGAUGAAGGUGUAAAUGAGAAAGAAGAUGAAAAAGAGAAAGGAGAAGAUGAAAAAAAGGAAGAAGGAAAAGAGGAAGAAAAUGGAAAAGGAGACAGGAAAGAUGGAGGAGAUGGAAAAGAAGAUGAAAGCAAGGCUGAAAUUGGAAAAGAAAUAGCUGAAAGAAAAGAGGUCAAAAAAGAAAAUGGAAAAAAAGUAGAGUCUCAGAGUAUUGUUUAAAGCUGCCCUAUAUGGUUUCAUAUUUUGGUAAUAUGUACCUUCAUGUUGUAGUGUUAAGAGAGAUG
This is a messenger RNA of Balaenoptera ricei (Rice's whale), 1152 nucleotides long. It is a transcript of the gene HMGN5, whose product is annotated as high mobility group nucleosome binding domain 5. Gene Ontology annotation, molecular function: nucleosomal DNA binding. The coding region runs from base 125 to 1087 and encodes 320 amino acids. Gene Ontology annotation, biological process: chromatin organization. The transcript is spliced from 6 exons. Gene Ontology annotation, cellular component: chromatin; nucleus. Lineage: Eukaryota; Metazoa; Chordata; Mammalia; Artiodactyla; Balaenopteridae. The record is from RefSeq and is a predicted model, not a curated record.